AACUAAUAAUAUUUAAUAUACAUAUUCAAAUUAGAAUAUUAAAAUAUAAUCAAAUAUAUUUGAAUAGAUAGAGCAUUAGAAUAGAUAUAUAUAUAUAUAUAUAUAUUUAAUAAAAUAAAUAUUUAUAGUUAGCUACUAUUAAUAUUUAAUAAUAUAUUGGAACAUGUUAAUAUUGAUAUUUUUAUGAGUUAAUUGUACGGGUUAUUCCAACAAAUAUGUAAACUAUUUAUCAAAUAUAAAACUAACUGAACAAAUUAUAAAGCACACUUUAAAUUAGGUUUAUAAGUUCAGGUAACCGUUGGGUUACGGACCAAGUAUUUUGAAUUUUGGUUCUAAUUUAUAUCACAUCCUAAAUCCUUUUUUUCCGACAUCACAUCGUAGGUCUUAUUACGGUAAAUUCGUAAAUAUAAAUUGAGUUCAAAUAUAACACAUUAAUUUUUGUUCUAAAUUAUAUUACAUGCUAAAACCAUAAAGUAACUGUAUAUCAUUCUACAUUGGAUUAUAUUGAUUUGUUUCGGAUAUAUCUGAAGUUAAAUUCAAAAUUUAAAAGUAAAUAUAAGAAAUAAAUACUUAUUGAUAGAUAAUUGGAUAUUUAAGAUAAUUAUUUAAACUUUAAAUAAUUAUUUCUAUAUAUCAUUUCAAAAUAAAUAUAAAACCGAAUCUUUGAAGUACAUAUUUAUACUUCAAAUAUUUAUAUUUGUGAUUAAUUUAGAAAUUCGAAUCAGUUAUUUUGAUUUUUCGGAUUAGUCAGAUUUUUUUGGGUUUUCCGGUUUUUUUGGUUACCCGUUCAGGUUCGGAUAAUAACACUUCGAGAUCGGAUAUGUUUUGUACAUUUCAGACCUCAUACAGUGCAGACUCAGGUUACGGAUUUUAUAUCCAUGUCUACUUCAAAUAAAGAGAAAAUACUAUUAUAUAAAGUUUUAACCGAAAAACUAUUCCGCGUCAAAACGCGGAUCAAAAUCUAGUUUACAUUAAAAAAAUAAACACUUCACCAAAUUAUACUUAGAUACAUGCAUUUUGUAUCACACAAUGUCGUUAGCUUAUCCAAAAAAAAAAUAUCAUUGUUAUUAUUAUUUUUUAAAAAUAUUGCUUCGUUAAGAUUGGAAGGGUUUGAUUUUUUUAUUCACUUCGUUGAAUAAUGUUGGAUUUUAACUCACACAUCUAGUUUUUUUUUGGGUCAAACUCACACAUCUAGUUUUAUUAAUUUUUUUUUCAGAUUAAACUGAAAAAUACGGGGUUUAAUUGCAAAUUUCUCUGUUUGUUGAGUGUGCUUUUGGCAUAUUCGAAUGUUAUAAACGUUUUGCUCAAUGGUUUUUUUAUUCUCUUUUUUUCUUUUUGUCAUUUGUCAUUUGGCAUUUCAUGCCAGGCUUGCCAGCUGCCGAAUAUCAUGAUCUGCCUCCACUUCGAUUUCGAUAUUUGUUUGAUAAAUUAUUUUUUUAAUAGCUUUCGAUUCCUUAAAGGUCCAACUUUCAUGAAACUAGUACCACAAAGUCUUUUUUUUUUCAACUCAACACUAGUACCCCAAAGUCUACAAUUCAUUUUUAGAAAUAUGUAAAGAAAGCAUUGAUUACUUAGCAUUUUUAGCUAUUCAUUGUUUAUAAGAUUGAGUGUUGUUUUAUAAAAGUGCAUAUAUAAUAAAAUAAGAUAGAUAGCAUUUGUUGUCAAAAAAAAAAAAGAUAGAUAGAUAGCACUUGAAACGAGAUGCAUCGGCAUUUUUGGUGAAUGAGUACUAUUAACAUUAUAAAUGGCUGAUUUGGAGUUUUAUACAAAUUAAUAAGCUACUUAGGUAAAAAAAAGAAAAGAGCUAAUUAGAUUUAAAAUUUGAUUUUUUUUUUCUGUUUGCAGUAGAUUUUAUAAAAUUUUGUGAACAAAAAACAUGAUUGAAAAUAAAAUGAUUUUGUUAAAUUUCUUUGACUUCUAAUUUAAAAUCAUUUGCUUAAAACUCCUGAAAUUUUAUUUUCAUACAUUUUUUAGAGAUUAAGGUCAGUGAACUAUUAACUUUUACAUAAUUUCAAUAUCUUCUUUCAAGAUAAUGACCAUUUUAACCAUUAUUUUCGCAUACCAUCAAAAUUGGGAUUCGAGAACAUAACCCAUUUUUUGGCCAAAUUAUAAGAGUAUAUGGAUCAAUUAUUAAACCUUUUAUUAGUUAGGUAUAGGGCUUUUGAUACUUUAUUAUGUUUUCUACAACUAAAAACUAGUUUACAAUAAUGAAAUGACUCAUCAGAUCUCUUAUAUGUUAUUCAUGUUUUACUAUAACUUCCUAUAUAUAUAAUUUAUAUUUACGGAUUCUUUAGAGAUUAAAACUUAUAGUCCAUUAACUAUACAUAAUAAUCCUAAUAAUCUUUUGUAUUUAAUUGUAAUUAUAGGUGUGUGUGACAUUCAACACUGUUAUUGAUCUCAAACUAGCAUCACUUAAGAAUUUAUUCACAAGAAGAAUCUCAAAGCAAUCAAAAUUUAGUUUGAUCCUUAAAUUUGAUAGUGAUCAAGAUUCGAUUUCCUCCUUCCAAAUGUCCACACUUCUACUUUUAUACCCGUUCUAUUACUAAUUUACUGUUGUCUCCUCUAAAUCUAGAAUUCAGAAAUCGGAGUGCCGAUUGGCUUAAUUACUCCGAAAGAGAUACUAUAUAUCCAACAUUGCAACAUAAAGUUGUAGACCUUUUUCCGACAUCAAGAUGUAGACUUUUGUUGACAAAAAAGGGUGCAGACCUAUAGUUAGAACUUUGAACUGGUUAAAAACAUGUUUCGUCUACAAACACAUGUCUUUUUUUUUUCUUUCAGAUUCCAUCCCAUAUGGAAACAAUAUCCCGAGAAGACCUUAUGAUUAUAACAUGGUUAUGUAAUGUCUUGUGAUGGAAUCUUCCAUUUUUACGUAGUGAUUUUUUUUUUAAAUUACUUAAUGAGUUUUCUGAUAUUUAUACGUUAUGUUUAAUCAGUACGUGGCUUCAAAUGUUACGAACCGCCCUACUGCUCCGUACCACAGUUAACAAUAACAAAAAUCUCUAUAUAUACCAUAUAUCUAUACGUUUUUAUAACGGUUAAAACCGCACCGCAGUUAAACCGAUUAUCCCGCACCGCUCAAACCGCGGUUACCAUUCAGAACCUGUGUCUCGUUUUAAGAUUAUCGAAUGGGGUUUCUGAUAUUUAUACGCCUUCAUGUGAUAUGACUAAGGCGUUAUACUAUGCUUUAGCAUAUUUACAGUUUAAUGAUAGUAAAAUUAGACUACUAUUUCCUUGAAAGAUAAAUCAUACUAGUUUUUAAUGAUAACAGUUUUAUUGAUUCAAUGAAUGAAUUGAAUAGUAUAGUUGCACACCUUUCUUGACCAUUGUAUUGUAUCUCCAAAGUAUCAAUACAAAUCUUUUACACGAAUCUCAAUGUUCCUUUUCCUGGAGAAACAAACUAAUACGGGCACGAGAAUUAGAAGAGUGUCAGAACUCAUGGAUGCAAUUCCGUGUGACCAUGACACACCUGGCAUUGCACUACGAUGGCUCGGUGGUCUAAGUAAAGAAAAUAUUAAAAACGUGCUAUCGCAACCAUUCCCUUACAAAGUUAUUAUUAUUUAUGUGUGUCUCCUUUUCUCUAUCUCGUAAUUUACCUAUAUAAGAAAUCUCUCUAUACCCUAAUCUGUGCGAGAGAGAGAAAGAGAGAGUAAAAGAACACCGUUUGUUCUUGUUUUAAGAAUCCGAUAUAUAAUGAUAACACGUUCACGUGUUCCUCGUCAAAAGAGUGUCUCAGUGAGCACAAUUUUCAAGUGUCUUUUGGUUUUGAUCAAGCGUUCUAUUAAAUUCUCUUAGUCAUCUUUUCUAAUCUCUUUUCUUUUUAAUUUCACUUAAGCGGUUUUAAAAAUUUCUUCCUUUCGUAGGUCUCUAGCUAAGGUUUUUAAGAUAGGUUUUAUAUCAAAUAAAUAAAUAAAAGCAAGAAUCAGUAAGAAGAAGAAUCAGAGAUGGUGAGAACACCAUGCUGCAAAGAAGAAGGAAUAAAGAAAGGAGCUUGGACUCCUGAGGAAGAUCAAAAGCUUAUUGCUUAUCUUCAACUACAUGGUGAAGGUGGAUGGCGUACUCUCCCGGAAAAAGCUGGAUUGAAGAGAUGUGGGAAGAGUUGUAGACUAAGAUGGGCUAACUAUCUAAGACCCGAUAUUAAAAGAGGGGAGUUUACUCCUGAAGAAGACGACACUAUUAUCAAGCUUCAUGCUCUUAAGGGUAACAAGUGGGCCGCAAUAGCAACAUGUUUGGCGGGACGAACCGACAAUGAGAUUAAGAAUUAUUGGAACACGAAUCUCAAGAAGCGUUUAAAACAAAGAGGUAUCGAUCCAACCACUCACAAACCGAUCAAUUCAACCGAUCAAACCGGUUCAGAACCAAAACACCAUAAACUCGGUUCAUCCGGUUCCGCAAGGCUUCUUAACCGCGUUGCAAGCAAAUACUCGGUCGAUUCAAACCGGGAUCUACUAACCGGAAUCAUCAUAGGAAACUCCACAAACAUCGCAGACAUCUCACAAAACACCGGCGACGUCGAUUCUCCGACCAAGAAUUCGACCUCCACGCUGCUCAACCAAAUGGCGGCAGCGUCAAGCGGUUUCAUAUCGAUUCUUACGAACAACACGUCGACCUCUCCCGGUUUCUCCGACAACUGUUCUUUCUCCGAUGGUUUCACUGAGUUCUUUAGUAACGAAGAGAUCUCCGGUAUGUAUACCAACGUCGAUAAUGUUGGCCUUAUGGAGGAGUUAGAGGAUAUUUUAAGCUACGAUGGUGCCGACGUCGGAGAUAUCAAAGACUCGCCUGAGGUUGACGUAACUGAUGAUAUGGACUUUCUUGAUUCUUGGAACAAAGAAGAUGAUUUGGAUUUGGAGAAGUUUGUAAGCUCGUUAGAUUCCAAGAUUGGUGUCUUUGUCUGAAUCUAAAGCAAAAUCAAUUACACGUUGGUUUUCUUGAUCGACUUCUGUAAUGGACUAAUGUAUGGCCACGAGGCGGGAAUAAUAUGAGCUGUCUUGAUAAAAUAAUAAUAAAAUAAUUAUUUCUCGUUAA
Molecule: messenger RNA, 5022 nt
Organism: Brassica rapa (field mustard)
Lineage: Eukaryota; Viridiplantae; Streptophyta; Magnoliopsida; Brassicales; Brassicaceae
Product: transcription factor MYB34
Source: RefSeq, a predicted model, not a curated record